UUACCUGUUGGGCUCCAGAAGAGGGGAAUAUGAAAACAAAAAAGUUUACAAGUUUGGAAUCAAUUUUGAUAGCCCUCUUCAUUCUGGUGACUGCUGUCUGCAUUGCCUUCAUUGUGCUACAUUUUGUUGACGUUCCUAAGAGUACAUCCCUAGACACAAAUGGUUGUGGUACCAUAAAGCACCUGUCUGAGCCUUCAGGAACCUUUUCAAGUUCCAACUACCCACAGAACUAUGAUAAUAGUCAAACCUGCAUGUGGGAGAUAACAGUCCCCGAGGAUAAGGUUGUUCACUUGUGGUUUGUUGAGUUUCACCUGGAAGCCAGCACACUGUGCAUUGGAGAUCAUGUCACUGUUGGAGAUGAUAUUGGCACAUUAGGUACAUACUGCGGACAUACAGCUCCCAAACCAUUGGUUUCAGUGGGCAACAAACUUACUGUAUCAUUUAUAAGUAACAGUAAAACAACCGAUAAAGGAUUUCAGGCUAAGUAUGAAGCCAUUAACCCCAGCAACACAGCAGAUAUUGUGGGAGGAGGAGGUCUCCUGCAUACAGAAACAGGGGAGUUUAUGCCACCAAGGACAACUGCAAACACUUAUAUGAAUAAUGCCCUUUAUCAGUGGAGAUUGUCAGUUGCCAAGGACCAUAGGAUUAGGCUGACAUUUUCAUCUUUUGACCUUGAACCUGAAGGCUCAGCAGGCUGCAAGGAUGUAGUUGAAGUAUAUGAUGGCGACAUCAAAAGUUCACACAAAGUUGGACAGUUUUGUGGAAAUCAAAUUCCAGCACCCUUGUAUUCCUCUGGAAAUAACCUAGUUGUACGUUUCAAGUCAGAUAGUGAAGUUGCAGGACAAGGUUUCCAUGCCCAAUACAUCACUUUCACCGGGAAUCCUCCUGCUACCGAGAGUCCACCAGUAACCACAACUACCCCUUCUUAUGUUGAGUCUGGCUGUGGCAGCAAUGCUCUUCAACAUGGCCGUAAAGGUGUCCUGCACUCCAUGAAUUAUCCAGACACUUAUCCACCAGAUCUGGACUGUAAAUGGAACAUCACAGUGUCACACGGUUGGCUUAUCAAACUGACCUUUACGGACCUCUCUAUGGAUGGCGAAAUGGGACUUUGUGAAGGAGACAAACUGACUAUAUCUGACAGCUCAGAUUUGAUAGGGAUUUUUUGUGGGUUUGUCAAGCCUCCUGUGAUCAUCAGUUCAAACAACCAGCUUUUCUUGACAUUCGAAACAAAUAGAGAGAGCUUUGAUACAGGAUUUGAAAUAAAGUGGGAAGCAGUUCAUCCUGAAGAUAUCGAAGAGAUCCAGUCAUGUGGAGGAUACUCUACUGAAGAAAGUGGUCUGAUAAAGUCCCCUAUGUGGCCGUCCAAAUAUGCACCCAACAGCAUGUGUCUGUGGCGUAUAGAGGUACAAACUGGAAAAAAGCUGACGCUAAAAUUCACUCAUUUCGAGAUUGAGGAUCCAGACAUCAUUUCCAAGUCAUGUUAUGAUUAUUUAGCUGUUUAUGAAGAAAAUGCAGGCCAAGUGAUUAAAAAUGGUCCAUACUGUGGAAGUCUCAUUCCAGAGUCAUUUGAAACUCAGGGCAACCUGAUUGUACUCCGAUUCCACAGUGAUUUCUUUACAGAAGGGAAAGGAUUCCGAAUCUUCUGGUCUACAGAUCCAUUGGCAGAGCCUCCUACAGAAGCUCCUCUACCUCCCAAUCCUUGGGAUGAUAUACAAAUAGAUUGGCCAAACCAAUGUGGUAAACCAACAUAUCCUCCUCAGAUUAACACAAGAAUUGUCAAUGGUGAGCAAGCUGUACCUCACACUUGGCCAUGGCAAGUGUCCAUGCAGGUUUGGCCAAGUUCUCGGAAUGAAACCAUUUACUUCCAUACCUGUGGUGGCACUCUCAUCCACAAGAACUGGGUUCUCACCGCCGCCCACUGCUUUAUUAAUUAUGCAGAUGAGUUGUUCCGCUGGCGUAUGUGUCUUGGAAAGCACAACCUAACCAUAGUGGAGCCCUCAGAGCAGUGCUUCAAGAUCCUUGGAAUUUUCCGUCACGAGGGGUUUAAGUACCCCAACAUUCCAGUGGAAUAUGACAUUGCCUUGGUAAGGCUGGAUGGAGAAGUGUUGGCAAGUGAUGUUAUUGACUUUGCUUGUUUGCCACCCAAAGAUCAAGUUCUAAACCAAAAUGACAGAUGUCAUGCAACUGGCUGGGGAGAUGAAACAGGAGAUUCGUUGUCACCAAAAGCUGCUGAAACUUUGAAUCAAGUAGCUUUACCAGUUAUUCCAUAUGACGUUUGCAAAACGCCUCAGUACUGGUGGUUCCAGAUAAGAGACUCAAUGAUCUGUGCGGGUUAUAUCCUUCCUGAUGAACUAAAGUCAGUGUGCCAGGGAGACUCCGGCGGGCCACUUGUAUGUCCAUCUAUAACUGAUAACUCAGUUUGGGAGUUAAAUGGGAUUACCAGUUUUGGGCCUAUCGGUUGCAUUAUGGAUAAAAAACCCAGUGUUUUCACUCGAGUCUCUGCUUAUUUGGACUGGAUUGAUCAAACCAUCAAGAAGAAUAUAUAUGAUGUCAAUGUAUCUGGCUGCGGCGGACCCAAGGAUUUGCACGACAAGUUAGGAACGUUCACAUCGAUGAGUUUUCCCUCAACAUAUAAAAAUAAUGCGACUUGUUUGUGGAAUAUCGUGGCCCCGGAGGAUAAAGUCAUCUAUUUGCACUUUAACAGUUUUGUGAUUGAACAGAGUAAUGACUGUCUCAACGACAACCUUGUUAUAUCCGACGAAUUGGGAAGCCUUGGUACGCACUGCGGGGGAUCUUCUCCAGUGGAUAUUGUUAGUUACAGCAAUCUACUUUCUGUGAGUUUUAAGACCAACGGCAGAUUGGUGGAAACAGGAUUUUCUGCAACCUGGGAAUUUGUGGACCCUGCUACUAUCCCCCAAAUAGCUUUAUGUGGAGGACAUUAUAAUGCAAACUACGGAGAGUUUUUCUCACCUGAUUGGCCUAAUGGUACCUACCCUGGAAGCCAAGCUUGCACCUGGAAAAUCACGGCUGGAGCAGGUGAACGGCUCCAUAUUGUCUUCACAGACUUUACUCUCCAAGGUGCCAACCCCGCUGGAAUUUGUAAAGACUACGUGGAGAUUUUCGAUGGAGACAAAGCUGGUGCUUCUAGAUUGGGUCAUUUCUGUGGAACAACUAUACCAAGUACUAUAAAUACAACAGGAAACACUGCUGUCAUUAAAUUUGUCACCAACGACGUUAUGAUGUUUGACGGAUUCCGCGGAUACUGGACAACAAAUAUCUCUAAUGCUGCGGACUUCCCUUUUAGCGUUACAAAACCAUGGAGUGAUAUUUCAAUUGACUGGCCUACAAGUUGUGAUAUCCCAGUUAAACCAUUCAGUGAUGCUGAGCAAAGUAAAUUAGGAGGGCUAGUUCCUUCACUGGGACACUUUUCUGUACAAAUCCAUGAUAGACCCAAUCUUCCAUUCCUGCACAGGUGUACCGGCACGCUCAUAAACACACAAUGGAUUCUUCUGCCUGCUCACUGUUUAGAUAAUGGCCAAAACCCUGAGAGUCUGCGAGUAUGUGCUCAGUCUGGAUCUUCAAACUCAUGCUAUGGAGUUGAUGGGGUUAUCAGGCACAAAGAUUUUGUUUAUCCACAGAUUAAUGACCACUCUCACGAUAUCGCUCUAUUGCACCUGUCUGAACAUGUGUCUGGAUUACAACCCGUGUGCUUGCCGGGCUCUGAGCAGCCGAUACAUGCACAUACAAUGUGCUAUUGGGCUGGAUGGGCUGCUGCCACAGAUUUAGUUCUUCCAGUAUCCAUCAUGGAAUACCAAACCUGCAGUCAACCCAAGUAUUGGUGGAGCCAAGUCACAUCUUCGAUGAUUUGUGCUGGUUCUAAAUCACCUGAAGAGCUACAAUCAACUUGCCGUAGUGACACAGAAGGUGCCCUUAUCUGUAAAUCAGACGUAUCGCCCACAUGGGAAGUUAAUAGUAUUGCCAGUUUUGGACCCUCAGAUUGUCUUGUGGACAAAAAGCCACCUGUCUUCACCAAAAUAUCUACCUAUAAGGACUGGAUUGUAGACAACAUCAAAAAGUUCACCUAUGAGAGCCAAUCUGGAACGAGGGCAAUUUAAACUGCGAUCAUGAUUUGUUCUUUAUAAAUUUUGAAUUAAAAUAAGAAACAUUU
Molecule: messenger RNA, 4168 nt
Organism: Spea bombifrons (plains spadefoot toad)
Lineage: Eukaryota; Metazoa; Chordata; Amphibia; Anura; Pelobatidae
Product: ovochymase-2-like
Exons: 25
Coding region: 30-4115 (1361 amino acids)
Biological process (GO): proteolysis
Molecular function (GO): serine-type endopeptidase activity
Source: RefSeq, a predicted model, not a curated record